This is a messenger RNA of Arachis stenosperma, 1717 nucleotides long. RefSeq names its product molybdenum cofactor sulfurase-like. The record is from RefSeq and is a predicted model, not a curated record. The transcript has 2 exons. Bases 2 to 1717 code for a protein of 571 amino acids. Lineage: Eukaryota; Viridiplantae; Streptophyta; Magnoliopsida; Fabales; Fabaceae.
GAUGAACCCGUCAUCAAAUUCAAAACCAUGCUUCAAUGCCUGUUUCCCAUCUCCAUUAUCCCUUGUCUCUGCCGAAUCCAGUGACACUCCCAAACCGAGAUUCAGCAACGUAGCUUUAUCAAACCAAGAAUUCGCAGAAUCAAUUUAUUCCACUCUUCACCCUCACACAUACUUCACCAACCACGAAACUCUCCCUACUCUUCAAGAUUCAUACUCCAACUUCAUCAAAGCGUUCCCAAAAUUUCCCAACACUUUCAAAAUCGAUGAGAUUCGUUCCCAAGAGUACCAUCACCUCACUUUCUCUAACACUUGCUUCGAUUACACAGGCAACGGUCUCUUCUCCUACGCGCAACAACAAAGAUCACUACUCUCCACAACUUCACUUGCUGCUGCUUCUUCUUCUUCGUCCACGUUUGCAACCACGGAACCAUUAUCGUUCUUUGACGUAUCGUACAAGUCAGUUACUUUGCCUUCACAGAUUCUUUACGGGGGCCACGACACUGAGCUAGAGUUGAGAAUGAGCGAAAGGAUCAUGAGAUUCAUGAACGUAUCAGAAUCCGAAUACACGCUAGUUUUCACUGCCAAUGAGGUCUCUGCUUUCAAAAUUUUGGCCAAUUCUUUUCAGUUUCAUCCAAACGGAGAGCUUCUUACAGUUUAUGAUCAUAGCAGCGAGGCAUUGGAAACGAUGAUACAAGUAUGCAAGAAUCAAGGCGUGACCCCGCUCUCGGCUGAAUUCUCGUGGCCGAGUCUGAAAAUGAAUUGGCGAAAACUGAAGAAGAAAAUCAUAGCCAACAAGAUAAUAAAGAAUAACAAUGGUAAUAAUAACAAUAAGGGUCUGUUCGUUUUCCCUCUCCGUUCGAGGGUUACCGGGACGCCGCAUUCCUAUGUUUGGAUGUCGAUGGCGCAAGAGAAAGGGUGGCGCGUGUUGCUUGAUGCUUGUUCCAUGAGGCCUAAGGAAACAAGCUCGUUAGGGUUGUCCAUGUUCAAGCCAGAUUUCAUGAUUUGUUCUUUCUAUAAAGUGUUCGGUGAGAAUCCAUCUGGCUUUGGGUGCUUGUUUGUCAAGAAAUCUAGCAUCUGUUCGCUGAAAGAUUCUUGCAAUGAUUCAGCUCUAGGAAUUGUGAGCCUUGUCCCUGCAUUUAAGAAACAAAAUUUGUCAUUCAUUGCUGCUGCUGAUGUUGAUGAUGAAGAAAAUGAACCAAAACCAAAAGACCAGUGUUCCAAUUCAAAUUCAGUUCCGAAAUUAGACUCAUUCAACUCUGGGAAGAGAUUUGGACACAUGAUUGAUACUUUCGGUUCUGAAUGCAGAGGAUUGGACCAUGCAGACUCGGUGGGGCUAAUGUUGAUUAAUUGCAGGGCCAGGUGCCUUAUCAAUUGGUUGGUUAAUGCAUUGUUGAGUCUACAACACCCUAAUCCUGAAAAUGGGAUUUCAAUGGUUAGGAUCUACGGCCCAAACAUAAGUUCACACCGUGGGCCGGCAGUGGCAUUCAACAUAUUUGAUUGGAAAGGGGAAAAGAUUGAUCCAAAACUACACCGUGGGCCGGCAGUGGCAUUCAAUGGGCCUGGGAUAUUCGUGGUGACUUCUACACUUGGUUUCUUGACAAACUUUGAAGAUGUUUACAGAUUGUGGGCUUUUAUUUCAAGGUUUCUUGAUGCAGAUUUUGUGGAGAAAGAGACAUGGAGAUAUGUAGCUCUUAAUCAAAAGACAAUUGAUAUAUGA